AACUAAACAUGGCAAGAAUUUUGAUUUUUACUCAGUUCUUAUUUGUGUCUUUUGCAGUCUUUUCUCUGGCCUCUGACUCCAGUCUACUUAAAGCAGUCCCUAAAAGUCAGAGAGCCGCUGGAGUCUUCAUGCUUAUUGAAGGAGGAAAGUACAGCUUCAACCACACUGCUGCCAGAGCCGCCUGCCUUUCUCUGAACGUCACCAUAGCUACACGGACCCAGAUGGAGCGGGCCGUACAGCGUGGACUGGAGACGUGCAAAUUUGGCUGGAUACAUGAACAGAUUGUGGUCGUCCCACGACUGACAGCGGAGAAAAAUUGUGGAAGUGGCAAAACUGGAGUGGUGACGUGGAGCGUAUCAGCAGAUCAAAAGUUUGGUGUCUUUUGUUUUAAUGCAUCAGAUUUAGAGGAAACUCCUAAAACAUCAACAACCAGGCCUCAAACCUCCUCAUCUACUACGUCACCACCGGUGGUACCGACCCAAACACCAUCAACACCUGCUGCCACACCUCUGGUCAGAUCAACAACCAGCGCUCCAUCUUGGCUUUCGAGGAAGCUGAAAACAACAAAAUCCCCUCAACGUGUAUCUCCCACCUCAGCUUUUACUCUCCCGGUCAAGAAAACACCUUCGACUGUAUUCUCCUCCACUUCUCCUCCUCUUCUCCAACCUCUCUCCACUCGUACUUCUACUUCUCUUUCUCACCUCAUCACUUCUUCUUCACCUGCUGUUACCAGUUUUGCAUCUUCGACUUCUGUUCCCGCCUCCAGUUUCUCUGUCACCUCUGAAUCGGUGCUGCUGCAGACCGUCAACCCCACAAAGCCUCGUUUUGGAGUCGUUCCUACAGCGAUCAUCAUCCUCGCCACCAUCCUCCUGAUUCUGACUGCAGCAGGUGCUUUGUGCUACUACAAACUGAGCAUUUUCCCCUUUCUGUCUCAGGGGCACAGGAAGGACGACAUAGAGACGGAAAUGUGGAAGCAAAGCGGCAGUGAGAUGGACCUUCACGUUAAAGAUGGAGCAGAGGAGGAAGACAACGAAGAAGAAGAAGAAGAAGGAGACAUAACAGACACAAAGUACUCCGGUGACGUCAUGCUGUUUGUGAAUCCAAGCAUCAAAACCUUUUCUUCAGAGUAGCUUCAUGAUGUGUCUGUAGGAGGAAUGCAUGGAUUGAUACCACCGUGUUUUCUGAUAAAUGUCAGAAAACAAUCCAGGCUUGAUUAAUUUGCUUUGAAUGGUUU
Scomber scombrus (Atlantic mackerel) is the source of this 1234-nucleotide messenger RNA. RefSeq names its product lymphatic vessel endothelial hyaluronic receptor 1b (gene lyve1b). NCBI's taxonomy places the organism in Eukaryota, Metazoa, Chordata, Actinopteri, Scombriformes, Scombridae. Gene Ontology annotation, molecular function: hyaluronic acid binding; transmembrane signaling receptor activity. Gene Ontology annotation, biological process: cell adhesion. The record is from RefSeq and is a predicted model, not a curated record. The transcript is spliced from 6 exons. Gene Ontology annotation, cellular component: plasma membrane. Bases 9 to 1130 code for a protein of 373 amino acids.